CCGCCAGGCUCUGCAUGUGCGUUCACAGUUGCUCUUGCUGUGGUCGACCUCGGAUGCUCGGAGAAAGUGAGCAGUAGCGCAGGAACGAGAUUGAACGAUCGAUGUCCUGAUCGAAAAUCUUGCUGCCUUCUGUUCAUCCUGAACUGACUCCCAUCAUUCUGCUCUGAACUCAUUCACAGUUAUGGCGGAAACAACUGCACAAGCGACUGCUCCGGCCGGUGACAAGCCCCAAAUCACGCUCUAUUGGCUGGAGCAAAGCCGUGCUCAGCGUGUAGUAUGGCUUCUCGAAGAAUGCAAAGGUGCCGACUACAACAUUGAAGUCUUCAAACGAGGCAAGGACAUGCUCGCUGGUCCAGAAUUGAAGAAGAUUCAUCCCUUAGGAAAAUCUCCGGUCAUCUCGGUCAAGUCAUCAAACACACCACAGCCAAUUGUCAUUGCUGAGUCCGGCACAUUGACUGAAUAUCUGGUCGAUCACUUUGCGGAGCAUCUUCAGCCGACUAGAUAUCAGGCGGGCAAGGAGAAGCAGGUUGGCGGCGAGACGGAGGAGUGGCUACGCUACCGCUUCUACAUGCACUAUGCCGAAGGGAGCUUGAUGUCUAUUCUCUUAAUCGGACUUUUCAUGGAUCAGAUCAAGAAUGCCCCAGUUCCCUUCUUCAUCAAGCCAAUCACUCGCACAAUUGCUGGCCGUGUUGAAGACCAAUUCCUGAACCGCAACUAUGACGCACAUUUCGGAUUCCUUGAGAAGCAGUUGGAAACUUCGCCAAACGGAGGCCAAUGGCUGACUGGAAAAGACUUGACCGCUGCCGAUAUCCUCAUGAGCUUUCCACUCAUUGCAGGAAAGAGCAAGAUCGACUCCACGAAGUUUCCCAAAUUGACAGCGCUGAUCAAGCGAUAUGAAGAGCAUCCAGGUUAUCUUGCUUCUAUCAAGAAGAUCGAAGAAGUCACGGGUGAGAAAUUCCAGCCGAUGAUGGAUGCCAGGAAGUAAAGUGCACCUUGGAUGGCGCACCUCAAUACCUAGAUACCCUCGCGAUGUUUUGUUGGCGCUAAGUCCAAUGUCUGCAGACGCACUCGGACUAUGCUAGCAGCACGAACUCAGCUCCGUCUUUUCGAAACUGCGACUAAUAUUCAAAUUGACCGCCAAAUGCAUUGGGAAUGCGCGUGGCGCAAUGAGCUGCGAGCUUAAUGAUCACACCCAACAUGAACCCGAUGUGAACCCAGCACAGCUUGCGGUAUUUAGCCUGCAAACGACGAGAAGCGACAUCGAAAGCAGACUAAUUACUCCAUAUUUUCGCCGUAUCUGAUUCCCCC
This is a messenger RNA of Cercospora beticola, 1308 nucleotides long. RefSeq names its product glutathione S-transferase. NCBI's taxonomy places the organism in Eukaryota, Fungi, Ascomycota, Dothideomycetes, Mycosphaerellales, Mycosphaerellaceae. The record is from RefSeq and is a predicted model, not a curated record.